GUGAACGUUGCGAGCACGUGGUCAUUCGUAGUUGCGGCUUGAUUGUGGUUGGUUCUUCCAGUUUCCUCACAGCAAGUGGCUUCAGUUUUCGUGUUUGUGAUUUGAGAACCGUGAAAAAUACCCUGUGAUAACUUAACGCCCUUGCAGCUCUUUCGAUGAUUAGGUUUUAACUCGGUUGGUUUAAUGUGUUUAAUUGCCAAUAACUGGGUAAUGGAGAGCUGGAUGCAGGAUGUGGUGUCAAUGAUGACAGAUCCGGGAGUCGGGGGCGACGUCUCGCCGGGGGUGCCCCAGAUAAAAAAGGAGUUGGAUGGUUUUCAAGAGUGUUCACCAUCCAACAGUGACAUGUACUCCCCGACAACCACUGUUAUGCACGACACUGGAAUCGACUUUCAAGAAACAAAUCAUUACGACAGUAGCAUACGAUCUCCAGGAAGUCCAGAACGACAGUAUUGCUCGUCAACGACACAACCUCACACUGACUCAGGGAUGGGACACAUGGAGGAUGAAAUGAAAGAAGAGGAUUCUCCUCGAAGAUUAUGUCUCGUUUGCGGUGAUGUUGCCUCAGGUUUUCACUACGGUGUUGCUUCGUGCGAAGCGUGCAAAGCUUUUUUUAAGCGGACAAUACAAGGUAAUAUAGAAUAUACGUGUCCAGCAUCUGGAGAAUGUGAAAUAAACAAAAGACGGAGAAAAGCAUGCCAGGCGUGCAGGUUUCGAAAGUGUUUAAGAUCUGGGAUGCUGAAGGAAGGGGUGCGGUUGGACAGGGUUAGGGGUGGUAGGCAGAAAUAUAGAAGAAAUCCAGAUAGUCCAUAUCAAGUGCAGGUCGUUUCGGCACAGAGGCCGAUGCUCCAACUAGAAGAUAUAAAAAUGCUGGACGCGUUGGCAAUUUGCGAACCCGACUGUCUCGAAAUCAACAAAGCCCUCGAAAACUCCAAACACCGGACUCUUUCCAUACUCAGCGAUCUGUACGACCGCGAAUUGGUGGGGAUUAUCGGCUGGGCCAAACAAAUCCCGGGAUUCACCGACCUGUCCCUCAACGACCAAAUGCGACUUUUACAGAGCACGUGGGCGGAAAUACUUACACUCACGCUAGCGUACAGGAGCGUGCCUCUGAUUCAGCUCGCCCGACUCAAGUUCGCCAACGACUUCACCCUCGAUGAGAAGCAGUCACGGGACUGUGGCGCCAUCGAAUUAUAUCAAACGUGUUGCCAUGUGGUCGAAAGGUUAGAUAAUUUAUCGAUUCUGAAGGAAGAAUACUACCUCUUGAAAGCGCUCGUUCUUGCGAACUCCGACGUGCGAUUGGAUGAAUCUCACUCGUUGAAAAAAUUUAGGGACUCGAUUUUGUCGGCGCUUUCGGACACCGUGGGCAUCCUCAGGCCAACAGGUGUGCUACACCAAAUCCAGCAACUGCUCCUCUGCAUGCCCGCCUUGCGGCAAGCGGACCAAGUCGUCCGGCGCUUUUGGUCCGACGUUCACCAGCAAGAGUUAGUACCAAUGAAUAAGCUUUUCUUGGAAAUGUUAGAAGCGUACUGUCGGUAGCCUCGUCGUCAUUCACUCAACUGCCAUCAAGUUUGCUUUCGCAAAUGUUUGUCAUCCGUCAUCUAGGUUUAAGCGUAAUUUUAGGCCCAGUGAUAGAAGAGAUAGUAGAUUCCUUUUAUUUAGCUACGGUUAGUUGUAUAUAUACUUCAUUUUUCGCUUUAAUUCGGUGCAUAAAUUUUUUGUUUAUGCAUUUUUUUCGACUUUUACCUCAUAAAUAUAUUUUAUUUAUACUGUAUAUUGGUUCAGUUAUAGAAAUUAAUAGAUCCUUCGAAUGCUUAAUUUCAUAGAGUAACUAAAUUGAUCAAUGUGAUUAGCGAAUUCAUUUUUAACAUGCCAGUAAUUGCACAACUUUAAUGUACUUAUAAGUUUGGCACCACGAUUUUUGUUACAGAAAUUGCAUCAACAGCCAUCUCAAGUGUAACAAUUAAGUUAAAAUGUCAAUAAAGACUUGGAGCGGGUGCAGAAUUCACCGCUAAAUUCACGGCAAGGGUGGCGAAAAACAAGUUUCUAAUUACAUUACCUUUAUUUUUAUUGUCUCUUCAGUGUUUUUUUUGUUUCGUCUUUGAUUAAUUUUAAUAAAGAUAAUGGAAUUAAGUACAAGUUUCGCGUCUCGCUUUCAAUGAAUUUAAUGGUCAGUUUUGUAACUGUAACAGACUUGUUGUUUAUUUACUAUAUUUUUGAUGUGACUUUAUAGCAAUAAAUAGACAAUUAACAAA
This is a messenger RNA of Tribolium castaneum (red flour beetle), 2252 nucleotides long. RefSeq names its product estrogen-related receptor (gene ERR). The transcript is spliced from 8 exons. Gene Ontology annotation, molecular function: estrogen response element binding; zinc ion binding; nuclear receptor activity. Gene Ontology annotation, biological process: regulation of transcription by RNA polymerase II. Bases 184 to 1536 code for a protein of 450 amino acids. NCBI's taxonomy places the organism in Eukaryota, Metazoa, Arthropoda, Insecta, Coleoptera, Tenebrionidae. Gene Ontology annotation, cellular component: chromatin; nucleus. The record is from RefSeq and is a predicted model, not a curated record.